AUGUCUAUCCUCAUCAUCAACGGACCCAACCUCAACCUCCUCGGUACCCGCGAGCCUGCAAUCUACGGCUACGAAACUCUGUCAGAUGUCGAGACAGCAGCGAAGUCCCUUGCCCAAACCCAUGGCCUUUCACUAGAGACAUUCCAAUCCAACCACGAAGGCGCAAUCAUCGACCGCAUCCACGAAGCGGCAGGUUUCGGACCCCAAGGAGAUGGCCAAAGACAUGUAGACUGGAUCAUCAUCAACCCUGGUGCUCUGACACAUACUUCUGUGGGCUUGAGAGAUGCAUUGGGUGGAGUGAAUAUUCCAUUCGUGGAGUGUCAUAUUAGCAAUGUGCAUGCGAGGGAGGAGUUUAGACAUAAGAGCUACUUGAGCGAUAAAGCUGUUGCUGUUAUUGCUGGAUUGGGAACGUUUGGAUACGAAGCUGCGGUUAAUUUUGUUGCGAGGAAGAUCAAAGCUGGGAAUUAG
This is a messenger RNA of Aureobasidium musti, 468 nucleotides long. Lineage: Eukaryota; Fungi; Ascomycota; Dothideomycetes; Dothideales; Saccotheciaceae. The record is from the annotation of a GenBank genome assembly.